UGUCAACCCCAGACAGGCACAUAGUGAGGGGGUAAAUACUUCCUCAAACACGCCGCACUGUUCAGUCUACACUCAACUUACACAUCAGGACUGAAGAGGAGACGCGGUACAGAAACCUAUCGAUCUUUAAAGUUGUGUGUGUAAGCAAAGUGAUUGCUUGCCAUGGCUCCGUUCUUGCGGAUUGCCUUCAAUGAUUUUAGCCUGGGAGACCUUCCUCCUAUGACGGAACAACCGUUCUGUGCCAUUAAGAUGAAGGAAUCACUCAGCACAGAGCGAGGGAAGACACUGGUCCAGAGGAAGCCCACCAUGUAUCCCGCUUGGAAAUCCUCGUUUGAUGCGCACAUCUAUGAGGGACGUGUCAUAGAGGUGGUCCUGAUGAAAACAGCUGAAGAAGCUCUGUCAGAAGCCACAGUCGGGGUCUCGGUUAUUGCAGAGCGCUGCAAAAAAGGCAACGGCCACGUUGAGUUCUGGGUGGACCUGCAGCCCUCUGGAAAGGUGAUGAUGUCUGUCCAGUUCUUUGUAGAGGAUUCAGACCCAGAAUCCAAUUCAUCAGUGACUGGGAAAGAGGAAGACAGCGUUCUUACUCUAAACAGAAGGAGAGGAGCCAUCAAACAGGCCAAGGUUCACUUUAUCAAGAACCACGAGUUCGCAGCCACUUUCUUCAAACAGCCUACCUUCUGCUCUGUCUGCAGGGAGUUUGUGUGGGGCCUCAACAAGCAGGGCUACAAAUGUAGACAAUGCAAUGCUGCCAUUCACAAGAAGUGCAUUGAUAUGAUCAUUGGAAGAUGCACAGGAACAGCAGCCAACAGUCGAGAUACAGUGUUUCAAAAGGAGCGCUUUAAGAUUGACAUGCCACAUCGUUUUAAGUCACACAACUACAUGAGCCCAACAUUUUGUGACCACUGCGGCAGUCUUCUUUGGGGAAUGGUCAAACAAGGCCUCAAGUGUGAAGAAUGUAGUAUGAAUGUCCAUCAUAAAUGCCAUUCUAAAGUCGCCAACCUCUGUGGAAUCAAUCAAAAGCUCCUGGCUGAGGCUUUGAACCAAGUUAGCUUGAAAUCUUCCACAAAACGCCCAGAUCCCACUUUGUCAGAAAUUGGAAUCUAUCAAGCCAUAGACAAAAACAUGCCAGUGGACUUUAGUGGGGAGGGCUCUCAGUAUGGAAAACUAUGGGAUGACAUGAACCCUGCCCCUCCCAGCAAUACCGUCAAACACCAGUCCCGCUUCUCCAUGAGCAAUUUUGUGUUACUCAAGGUCCUGGGCAAGGGCAGCUUUGGAAAGGUGAUGCUGGCGGAGCUAAAAGGAAAGGGGGAAUAUUUUGCAAUAAAGGCCCUAAAGAAGGAUGUGGUGCUUAUGGACGAUGAUGUGGAAUGCACUAUGGUGGAGAAAAGAGUGUUAGCACUGGCUUGGGAUAACCCUUUCCUCACACACCUUUACUGCACGUUUCAAACAAAGGAGCACUUAUUCUUUGUUAUGGAAUAUCUGAAUGGAGGAGAUCUGAUGUUCCACAUUCAGGAUAAGGGCCGUUUUGAUUUGUACAGAGCCACGUUCUAUUCUGCUGAAAUCAUCUGUGGACUACAGUUUCUCCACUCAAAAGGCAUUAUAUACAGGGAUUUGAAGCUGGACAAUGUGAUGCUGGACAAAGGUGGCCAUAUUAAGAUUGCAGACUUUGGAAUGUGCAAAGAGAACAUGCUUGGAGAAAACCGAGCCACCACGUUUUGUGGUACACCAGAUUACAUUGCUCCUGAGAUCCUGCUGGGGCAGAAGUACACUUUCUCUGUGGACUGGUGGUCGUUCGGCGUGCUGCUCUUUGAGAUGCUGAUCGGCCAGUCGCCAUUCCAGGGCGAUGAUGAGGACGAGCUGUUCGAGUCCAUCCGCAUGGAUGCACCUCACUACCCACGUUGGAUUACCAAGGAAGCCAAAGACCUGCUGGAGAAAUUAUUUGAGCGAGAUCCGACCCGACGACUUGGUGUUGUUGGCAAUAUCCGUGGACAUGCCUUCUUCAAGACAAUCAAUUGGACUGCGCUGGAGAAACGAGAGGUCAAUCCACCAUUUAAGCCAAAAGUGAAAUCCCCCAACGACUGUAGCAACUUUGACCGGGAGUUCCUCAGUGAAAAGGCCCGUCUCUCUCACGGUGACAAGACCCUGAUAGAUUCCAUGGACCAGACAGUCUUUGAUUGCUUCUCUUUCAUUAACCCAGAAAUGGAGACCAUUAUGGGAAAAUGAGAGGUUUAGACUGGGUUUUGGCCAAGCCCUCCAGACCUACCCACUCAAAGCAAAAAGGGCAUACAGGAGCCAGGAGUUCAACCAGUGUUACACUUGUUAUUCUUUCUGGAUAUGUUUAUGUCUUCAUCGUUCACAAAAUAAAAACUUUAAAUCAUUUUGAACUUUAUAUGAUGAUGUUACUAUAUUAGUUAUAGUAAUAUCCUUAACAUAGAAAUAUGAACACACUUUUUGUGAUAUAAAUGAACCUUAUUUCCAUUCACACACACAUACAAACUCAAACUGAUGAAAAGGGACUCAAAACCUUAAAGAAAGGGACUGUAUAUCGCAGCUCUUUGUGGUGUUAAGUUUAAUAUGCUGGGACUUUGCGGUUUGAUUGAAUAGUGGCCUUCUUAACACCCCUGAAUCCUCUUUGUGCAUUCUCAUACACCCAAUGUGUAGGGCAAGUUGACUCUCAUUUGUUAAUAGAAUCUCAUACUAAGAUUUGUUUGUGGGAUGUUUAGGCUUUUUGCAAGUUAUCCUCUCUUGCUUAUGUGAAACCAUUUCUACUGUGUACAUUUUAAUUUUAAGAUGCUGAUUUCACCAGUGGGAGCUGAGCAUAGGCUCUGCUGAGCAUGCACAAAAUAGUGUUUUUUCAGUAUGUGUCUAUAAUUCAUGGAGGUUUAAGAAGGCCGCGUAUUUUAGACUCUCAUAUGAAACCUCUGCAAUAUGAAAAGUCUUGAUAGACAUCUUGUUCAUAAAAAGAGUUACAGUUAUGGUACUGUAAUAGGUAGUAUGUUGGUAUAGUAUAUUGGUGGUGCUAAGCAAGUGAGAGUAUAAAGAUACAGUUAUUUAAUGUUGGUAUUUUAAUCAAAUAUGAUACUGUAUAUAAAGAUAUAUGUAUAUUGUUCUGAACAGUUGUUGGUAUUGGAGGUAAUAAUGCUCUUCUUUUUUUACUGAAUUUACUCCUCAGAACU
Xyrauchen texanus (razorback sucker) is the source of this 3176-nucleotide messenger RNA. Its product is annotated as protein kinase C delta type-like. NCBI's taxonomy places the organism in Eukaryota, Metazoa, Chordata, Actinopteri, Cypriniformes, Catostomidae. Bases 163 to 2223 code for a protein of 686 amino acids. Gene Ontology annotation, biological process: protein phosphorylation. The transcript has 16 exons. The record is from RefSeq and is a predicted model, not a curated record. Gene Ontology annotation, molecular function: diacylglycerol-dependent serine/threonine kinase activity; ATP binding.